AUGGACAACGGCCGCAAAGGCUUGACGCUCAUCGGCGAGCGCGUGCUGCAUCACUGGACGGACAAUGGACGUUUUGAUGUACUGGCGCGUGUGACGCGAGGCUUGGACGAUUUUUCAGCCCCUGAUGCGGACUCUGAGCUACCACGUUUGUUGUACGAGCUCGUAUGGAACGUUUUAAACGCCAAGUUGACCAAGCAGGAGAUGCUGGGACUGCUGAAAGAGGCCGAACUGAUGAAGCAUCCGAAGGCGUGUGACCUCUUGACGGACCUGCUGUGGGUCAUCAGCAACGAAGUGGAGGCCAGUGAACGUGGCCAUGAUCGUCACACAUCGAGAGAGUGGCGCAAUCUUUGUGCACUGGUAAAGUUCGUAGCAGACGAGAAGCUUGUGCCCCUAUUGAACCUCAAGGGUUUACUCGAGUUCGACCUACUGCACGACGCCGAGCUGGCGCCCGAGCCGCAGCUGCUUGCUAAGAAAAUGGUGCGUAUCAACACGAAGACUCUAUAUACACAGACCAAGUACAACCUGCUGCGUGAGGAGACGGAAGGCUUCUCCAAGGUGCUGUGCCUACUGCACACAGGCGUGGCCAAGAGCCAACUUGAGGCAACCCGAACGGACUUGAUGGCGCUCAUUGGCUACUUUGAUUUAGACGCAAAUCGGGUUUUGGAUUUGGUGCUGGACGCCUACGAGAUGCGCCCGAGGAACGACUGCUUCGCCCAGCUUCUGGACAUUUUCAAGCGCGAGAGUUUACCACAUGUUAUGGGCUUUAAGUUCCAGUUCUACAAGCGCGAUCCCCCCGCUGCGGAAGGAGUUACGACACCACGCUCGCUUUACCGUCUCGCUGCUACGUUACUGAACAAGGGGCUGCUGGAUUUGGAGGCGCUUUUGCCACACUUGGCGCCGUCUCGAGAUACCAUUUUGAAGAUGUCAUUGGAGCAUGAGAAGGAGAUGAUUAAGAAAGCGGGGUCGUUUGGCCAAAUCAGUCUUGCUGCUAAGAAAGACACUGACAAGCCGGGAGGCGACGAUGAAGCAGCAGCGGCUGCGGAGAAACGCAAGAAGGACACAGAGCACAACCAGGUGUACGGAUUGAUUAUUGGGCUCUUGGAGAUUGGCGCACGAGAACGAGCCUUUGAGAUGAUUUGGUGGUUCCAGAAGAGAGGAGUAAACCCUCUUACGUUUACACCGCUCACUACAGAGCUCUGUGCUGUUGUGAAUGUGAUGAUUGAGGAGGUGUACGCUGCUCUGUCCUAUCGCAGUCUGGAGCUUGUCAGUGACAAGAGCGGUGCAUCAGCGACUUUUUCAAAAAAGGCAAAGGCGGGUACGAGCACGAGCAAUCACUACAUUCGUCGUGUGGCUACAUUAGAAGACUGCGUGUCUGAGGUUUUCCCGAUUGUGGAUAUGAUUGGCCCGCAAUUGUUCCACGACCAGUUUCUUUUCGUCAAGCUGUUGCGAAUCGUUGGCAAAUCAGUUGAAGAGCACGCCAAGACGACUAGCGCUUCAGGUGACAAGGACGAGAACGGUACUGCUCUUCUGGACAAGGUAAAGUCGCUGCUAGUGAAUACGUUCCUUCCUGCGAUAUCUCUACAGGAAUGCAACCCGAGCACGGCGUUCUUAGUGUGGGAAUUGGUCAAGGGCUUGCCGUGUGAUGAACGCUACCGCCUGUACCUCCAUUGGUUCGAGGCGUACGACAAGUUUCCAGAACUGCGUCUGAAAGAGGCAGAAGUAGUGCAGAGUACACGCGGAGUCAUGCGACGACUUACAGCGGACCGAGCGAAGCUGUCGGCUCGCAGUCUGACUCAUGUGGCGCACUCGAACCCUUUGAUCGUGUUUCGCACGAUGCUGCGUCAGAUUCAGUCGUACGAUAACUUGAUCCAGCCCGUGGUGGAUUCCUUCAAGUUCGUGACGCCACUGGGGAUGGAUGUGCUCUCUUUUGUUCUCGUAAGUGAGCUAUCAAGGCCGCAGAAAUCUAUGAAGUCGGACGGCACUCAUGUCUCGCUCUGGCUGACGUCACUGGCCAGCCUUCUGCAAUAUCUCGUCCAGCGUCUUCAGAAUUGGGCGUCUGUGGAUCUCAUUGUGCUCAGCGAACUGUUGACGAAGAUGGGCUCGUGUUUGAGCUUGGAGGAUAUCUCGGCGAGUCAGCUGGAAGCGCAGGCUGGGGGGCCACACUUGUGGUACGAACCGACAGAUCCAAAGUUCCAGAACCGUCGAGCCAUCCCAAGACUACGUGAUGCUCUGAUUAAGCGAGAUUUAGCACUGCCGCUGUGUGUUUUGAUUUGCCAGAUGCGCAGUCGUAUCGAGUACCAUGAAGACCGAGAGCUGCCGCACCUAAAGUUGCUCGGUCGUGUGUUUGACACUUGUCAGCUCACUCUCAGCCAGCUGCUGCAGUUCUUGGCUGGAGUGGUAGACCCUUUGGUGUACAGGAAAAUGCUCCCGUCGAUGACGACACUAGUUCAGGACUUUAAUGUGCAACCGGAGCUGGCGAUGUCUCUGUGUCGUCCAGCAAUGCGCAGUGAUGAUCCAGUACUGCAAACUGCCCCGCGGGGUGUGCACGCUAUUGGCGGCUCGAACACAGCUAGCAACGGAGCGGCUGCCAACGGAUCAGCAGCCAAUGGUACUUCCAGUGGAGCCAAAUGUUGGUACAUGUACAAUGACGAUUUCCUAGACGACAUCCGACAAGCUCUGUGUACGAGCGACGGCCCCGACCGCAAGCUUAAAGACCCGUUCACAGGACUAACACCAGAAGUGUAUGCGACGUUCUGGGGUCUGAAGCUGUACGAUAUCCAUAUCCCGUUCCAGCAGUACGAGUCGGAAAUCCUUCGUCUGCGUAACUCUGUCACGUCUGGAGCCAACGCAUCACUUAGUGCAAGUGAACGGAAGAAGCUGAAGGAGAAGACGACGCAGAUGAUUGACGUGUUGACCACGGAACAGAAAGAGCAGGUGGCGCACCGGAAACGCGUGUACGAGCGACUGGAAAAGAUGAAGAGCAAGUUUUUUAAAGACGAACCUAACGACCACCAGACUGCCAUCGAUGAGUUACUGCAGAAGUGUGUGAUCCCUCGCUCUCUCAUGUCGCCUGAAGACGCGUUGUUUGCUGCCAAGUUUAUGGAGCGUUUGCACACUUUUUCCACGCCUCAGAUGAGUACCUUGCAGUACAUUCACAAGGUCAACAUGAAGGUGUCGGCGAUCGUGUUGUGUGCUACAGAGCGCGAGGCGAGCAACUUUGGUAUUUUCAUGAAGGAGACGCUGGGACUCAUUCUGCGAUGGUACCAGAACGGUGCGACGUACGAUGACGAAGCGAUCCACGGGAAGAUGGGCUUGAGUCUGGAUCUGCACGAUGACAAGAAGCGUCUCGCUCAUCGUCAGUUCAAGUCGGCGUAUGCGCGUUGGCACAAGCAGCUGGAGCUCGUGUACACGACGGCUCUUUCGAGUGGCGAGUACAUGCCCAUUCGUAACUCGCUGGUGGUGCUUACGAAGCUCAUUGAUGUGUUCCCAGCGGGUCGUGGUACAGCAGACGUGAUUUUGGUGAUCGUGGAGAAGCUGACAAGUGAAGACCGUGAAGAUAUCAAGAUUAUGGCCAAGCGGUACUUUGCGCUCUUGACGAAGCGGAAGAAUUCACUAGUCGACGACAGACUCCUACGAACUCGCAGUGCGCCAGCUAAAUCUCCGACUACUGCGACGUCCAGCAAUGACAAGAAGAAUACAGCAGACGUUGAGGAGGAGGACAAGAAGAACGACAAGGAUGACGAUAAGGACAGCGACAUCAAGCGUGAGAACUCUACAAAGCCAGUGCUAAACCGUGCUGAAAGUCAGGAGCUGGAAAGCGGGGAGAUCGUGAUGGGAAAAAACACUAGUAGCAACAACUUACUGUCUGUAAGGACUGAGCAGCGCGACUCGGAGCGUGGACGUGGUGCUAAUCGCAAUCGCAAUAGCCGUGGUGGACGUGGUGGCUCAGCUGAGCCACCUCAUGACCGUCGCAGUCGUGUAGAACGUGAAGAGUCUGAAGACCGUCGAGACAGCUCAGCUGAAGCACCUCGUGCGCGCCGUCUAAGUGAAGAACGACGCGGUCAUCGAGACCAUCGUGAGUCAUCGCCCGCGGCUGGCAGCAACUCGAUGAACGCGAUCGAGACGCGUGAACGCAGUGGCUCAGCGUCCGGCAAACACGAGAGAUCGCCAGCUCCGCGUCGGAGUCGGUCAGGGGAUCGAACGGAGGACCGUGGGAACACCAGUGAAAACCGGCGCCCUUCUCGCGAACGUGGACGUGAGCGAGGCCAAUCGAACCGUGGAGGUGGAAGAGGUGAAGGAGGCCGUAGAGGACGUGGAGAUCGCGACACGAACGUGCAGCUCAGCAGUCGCAGUCGCAGCCAUGAUCGUCAUGAACGGAAUUCGAGAAAUCGUGGCCCAAUACACGGACGCGAAGACAGCGAUACGAACUCGGUAAGGAAACACUUGGUAUCUUCGAAGGCCGCCAGUACCGGUAGUCCAGCACGAAACGAGGAGCCAGUCAAGUCGACGUCGUCGCCAAAUCCAGAACGUGAUGCUGAGUCUACCAAGUCGAACCGAGGAGCGAGACAAGAGCGUGAGUCGGAGCAAUUUGCUCCUGACGUUGGUCGUACGAGAUCACGCCCAGCAGAGCAAUCUGAGGCUGCGUUGCGUCGUCAGCUGACGGCUGAGAAGGAGGCCAAGGCGAAGGAGGUGCAGCAAUCUGUUGAGCGCACGAGACCAGCGGCACAUCGUGUCGCUCGUGUCGUCGUCUCGCAAACGUGA
Phytophthora infestans T30-4 is the source of this 4761-nucleotide messenger RNA. RefSeq lists its product as uncharacterized. The coding region runs from base 1 to 4761 and encodes 1586 amino acids. Gene Ontology annotation, cellular component: THO complex part of transcription export complex. Gene Ontology annotation, molecular function: mRNA binding. The transcript is spliced from 6 exons. The record is from RefSeq and is a predicted model, not a curated record. NCBI's taxonomy places the organism in Eukaryota, Oomycota, Peronosporomycetes, Peronosporales, Peronosporaceae. Gene Ontology annotation, biological process: mRNA processing; mRNA export from nucleus.